Messenger RNA from Cadophora gregata, 2197 nucleotides. RefSeq lists its product as uncharacterized. The coding region runs from base 885 to 2144 and encodes 419 amino acids. Gene Ontology annotation, molecular function: DNA binding. Gene Ontology annotation, biological process: regulation of DNA-templated transcription. The record is from RefSeq and is a predicted model, not a curated record. The transcript has a single exon. NCBI's taxonomy places the organism in Eukaryota, Fungi, Ascomycota, Leotiomycetes, Helotiales, Ploettnerulaceae.
AUUUUCCAAAGACUCCAUGAAGUUCGAUGUGUACCUUAGAUUUCAAUCGUCUGACUUCGGCACUCGCUAAACCUCACCACUACCUUAUUCCGAGCCCAAAGCUGCUCACUGUAAGCGACUCCGACUUCGCCGCGCCUUCCCGUGACAGGAAUUUCCAGAACACCUCGAGACUUUUGCCUCCCGCGCCCUCCCCAACACCAUAUAAAACCAUCCAAUUACCAAGCCAAACGAGCUCGCAUAAGUAUCAACAAAGCUAAGCUCAGGAGUCAAGGCUCAAACAUGGAAGGGGUAAGACACAGCACUCAUCGCGAACCCAUAUCCACACUUUCACAAACUCCGAGGGCCGUGCUGAUCAGACUCGCUUUGAUUUCCAGACCGCCGGCACUGCACCGCACCAGCAUCAACAACAGCAUCUAGAUCUCGAUUUCAGCCAGCUUGAAAUCCCUGGUUUUGGCUUCGAUGAUCAGGACUUGCCGUUAUGGGAUCCAUCUUUGGAGAUCCAGUCACUUGAAAGCUGGAAUACUUUAAAUGAGCUGGAAUUCUCUGCAAAUGCAGAUUUCUCGCUACCCCUUGCUACCGACAAUGAGCACAACGAUGUGUCUUACAUAGCCGAGAAUGACUUACUGCGUGACUGGCCCACGAACGUUGAGAAAGUCGUUCCUAGUGAACAGGAUUUCUUGCGUUGGGUAAACGGUGCUUAUAGACCUCCGGAACCUUGCACCUAUUGUCGGUAUCAUCGUCUGGAAUGUCUCAUCAUUCGGACGACGUUCUCGAAUCCGAACCCGGUGGCUGCAUGCUCCAGUUGUGUUGCAUUGUUUAGAGAAUGCAGUCUAGCGAUUGGGGAGAAGAGGAAACCGUCGGAGUUUGAGAACAAUCAGCCUAUCAUGGGGCAUUUGCACGGUGUGAAUGAGGAGUUUGAAGAUGGACUUCAGUUUGUGGACUGGGGAGAUGAAGCUGAUAUCUCGGCGCCUAACACUCUCCCUGAAGCAUCUUCCAUGCCAGAAGAUUCAUCGGUUGUGUCUCCGACUAAAGGGAAAAGGGCAAUCUCGAAGCAAGACAUUCGAGUUCUGAAAGCAUGGCUCUCUGACCAUCGGCAUGCCCCUUAUCCGUCAGAGGAAGAGAAAUUGGAACUGAAAGCUACCACCGGCCUUACUCUAAUGCAAAUUUCAAAUUGGUUCGCGAACGCGAGAAGAAGACAACGACAUAUCCAAGGCAUUCCUAUUCCGGGCCGAGGACGAAGCUCAAAGCAUAAACCAGCUUCACCAGAAUCUGGAGACCUGUCUCCAAUAUCUCGAUGGCAGAACUCUCCACCUGAAGAUGACGCUGUUGAUCCUUCAGCUGUAGCCAGAGCACUUGCCGCAGCUACUGGCACAUACGGCCAACAUGACAGCAAGGUGACGCUCAGUAGACACUCAUCCUUCGACAACGUCUCUGUUUCCAGCAUCGACACAAACCGCUCCGACCUCUCAACAUCAUCCUCCAACUCCGGGUGGAGUCACAGCUCCUUUGCCUCGCGGCAAUCCUUUACUCGCCCCAAACGCCGCCGGCGUCAGAAAAGAGAACACUCCGAAAAGUCAACAAACACUUUUGCAGCACAUUUCCACUGCACAUUCUGUCCCGACUCCUUCAAAAAGCGCCACGACUGGCAACGACACGAAAAGUCCAUCCAUCUCCCACUCGAGCACUGGAUCUGCUGUUCCGGCGACGGGACACUCACCACGCUGCUCAAUGGGACACAAUGUCUCUUCUGCGGGCUGCAAAACCCAACGCAGGAACACCUCAACAGUCACGAACACAACAGCUGCUCCGAACGACCCGCUUCAGAACGAGCGUUCAGACGCAAAGACCAUUUGCGACAACACCUCGUUAAAUUUCACAGAUGCUCUCAACCACUUCCAGCUGUCUACGAUUUAUGGAAGGUGGAGUGGGGAGAGCUGCGAAGUAGAUGCGGGUUCUGUGGAGAGGGUUUAUUGAGUUGGGAGGCGAGGACGGAACAUUUAGCAACGCAUUUUAAGGAGGGGCAACUGAUGAGUGAGUGGACAGGGAACUGGGGGUUUGAUGAUGAAGUUUUGGCUUUGCUGCAGAAUGCGGAGGUGCCGGGGAUGGAGGGGUUGGAUGGGGGUGUAGCGGUAGGGAUCAUAUGAGGCUACUAGAUUUUGUGUAGAGCAGAUAAAUUGACUGAGAAGCCUACCGAGAA